UUUCCAGCCGGCGCCCUUUCCCAGGGACGCCGCCGCUCCCCGCGCCCCCACGCCCGCGCCCCCUGCGCUCGCGUCGCCGGCGCCGGCGGCCCGGAACUCCCGGAAGUCUUGGUUCCGUCGCCGCCGGCGCUCGCGAGGGGAACCCGGGCCUCCCGGGACCUCGGCCUGCUCCUCCGGACCCGAGAGGCCGCCGCACCGGUUGUCGCUCCAGAUGCUGCUGCUGCCCCCGCGGCCGCCCCACCCUCGUCCCUCCUCGCCGGAGGCCAUGGACCCGUCGUCCCCCAAGGCAGACAGCCCGUCUUCCACUCCUUCGUCGGUGGCGGGGCCCCUACCCCCGACGCCGGCCCACCUGCUCAUCGACGCCAACGGGGUCCCCUACACGUACACGGCGCCGCCGGAGGAGCCGCCCCCGAGCCCGCCUCCCCGCGAGCCGUCUCCGGUAGAGCCCCCGCCUCGCAAGGGCUACAACUGCCCGGAGUGCGGCCGCGUCUUUGCCAGCCCCCUGCGGCUGCAGAGCCACCGCGUGUCGCACUCGGACCUCAAGCCCUUCACGUGCGGCGCCUGCGGCAAGGCCUUCAAGCGCUCCAGCCACCUGUCCCGGCACCGCGCCACGCACCGCGCCCGCGCCGGCCCGCCGCACACCUGCCCGCUCUGCCCGCGCCGCUUCCAGGACGCCGCGGAGCUGGCGCAGCACAUGAGCCUCCACUAAGUCCAGACCCGGCGCUGGGCCUCGGCGCCCGACCCGCACACAGCGGCACAACCACACACUCCCUGGCGCUGCUGAGGCGAGUGCCUUACCCCGGGCCUCAGUUUCCCUGUCUGUCCCGAGGGAGAACCGUCAUUCCUUCCUCCAUCCCCCCGCCCCCCACUUCCUCCCUGACUGUGAUGUGAGCCCAGGCGCUGCCCCCCCUGGGCCCGGAGCCAGUCGCGGCCGGUGCCAGCCCCGCUGUGCGCGGGAGCCUUUGCCAGGGACUUGCUCUCUCCGAGCCCCGGCGUUCUGCUCCGAAGUGGGGAUGGUGGUCCGCGUGGGAGACUUGACCAGAGCACACGCACGGCUCCUUCUGUAUCUGCCCUCCCGCCCCGCCCGCCCCGUGUCCUCAAUAAACAUUCCGC
This is a messenger RNA of Eptesicus fuscus (big brown bat), 1113 nucleotides long. RefSeq names its product zinc finger protein 580 (gene ZNF580). Gene Ontology annotation, molecular function: RNA polymerase II cis-regulatory region sequence-specific DNA binding; DNA-binding transcription factor activity. Bases 212 to 709 code for a protein of 165 amino acids. Gene Ontology annotation, biological process: regulation of transcription by RNA polymerase II. Lineage: Eukaryota; Metazoa; Chordata; Mammalia; Chiroptera; Vespertilionidae. The transcript is spliced from 2 exons. The record is from RefSeq and is a predicted model, not a curated record.